Messenger RNA from Ostreococcus tauri, 918 nucleotides. RefSeq names its product DREV methyltransferase. The transcript has a single exon. Bases 1 to 918 code for a protein of 305 amino acids. Lineage: Eukaryota; Viridiplantae; Chlorophyta; Mamiellophyceae; Mamiellales; Bathycoccaceae. The record is from RefSeq and is a predicted model, not a curated record. Gene Ontology annotation, molecular function: protein-L-histidine N-pros-methyltransferase activity.
AUGGCGAGCGAAGAACGAACGAGCGCGUUGAGGAUUCGUUGCGCGCACUGCGAUGCCGUGUUCGACGAGCGGGCGCUCCCGUACGACGCCGACGUCGACUCUCUCGCGUCUUCGGCGCUCAGAGAGAAGUUUGUUCGAUUGUCUCUAGAUUCCGAGAGCGUGGAGUUCCUGAACAGAGCGCGAGCGCGGGGACGGGACGAGUGCGAGCGGUUGGCGAGAAAGUGCACCGAGCUGCGGCGGACGAUGUCGUUGACGGAGGCGAACGCGAUCUUAGGGCGAGGGAAGAUGUUCGUGUUCAGUGAUGCGCACGUGGAGACGUUGAUGCGGGCGUGCGGGGAGGGUGCGGGUGGAGGAUGGUUCUUGGACGUCGGCGCGGGCGAGGGCGAGGUCACGCGGACGCUGGCGAGGAGGUUCGCGGGGACGUGCGCGACGGAGAGCUCGCCCGGGAUGGCGUCAAGGUUGAGAGAAAAGGGUUUCGACGUGGUUUUGGAGAGCGACACGGUGGAGAACGUGGUACGCGAGACGAGGGCGCGAGGUGGGGAUGUGAGCGAGGACGGUUUCGACGUCGUCGCGGCGCUCAACCUGUGCGAUAGGGUGCGAUCGCCGAGAGCGUUGUUGAGGGAUUUAAAACGGGCUUUGAAGGCAAAGACGGGGAUAUUAAUCCUCGCCAUAGUCGUCCCAUUUCGUCCCUUUGUCGAGAACGCCGAUGGGACGAGGUCUCAACCCGACGAGCGUCUCGACGUCCCGAGCGCCGGUUCCUGGGAAUCCGGCGUCGACGCGCUCUGGACCGAGCUCAUCGCACCGCUCGGCUUCGACCUCGUCACCUUAUCCCGAGUUCCCUACAUAUCAGAGGGCGAUCAUCUGUACGACGCCUACGUCCUCGACGACGCCGUCUUCGUCCUUCGCGCGCCGCCGUGA